AAAGCGUAUCUCCCCGCCCCUUGAUACGCCCCCGUUUCCUACACUGCCAGCAGAGCCAAGAUGGCGGCGGAGUUGGAGUACGAGUCAGUUCUGUGUGUGAAGCCCGACGUCAGCGUCUACCGUAUUCCGCCCCGGGCCUCCAACCGCGGUUACAGGGCAUCUGACUGGAAAUUAGACCAGCCUGACUGGACUGGUCGUCUCCGAAUCACUUCAAAAGGGAAGAUUGCUUAUAUCAAACUCGAGGAUAAAGUUUCAGGGGAGCUCUUUGCACAGGCACCAGUAGAGCAAUAUCCUGGCAUUGCUGUGGAGACGGUGACAGAUUCCAGCCGCUACUUUGUAAUCCGGAUCCAGGAUGGUACUGGACGCAGUGCUUUCAUUGGUAUUGGCUUCACAGAUCGGGGUGAUGCCUUCGACUUUAAUGUGUCUUUGCAAGAUCAUUUCAAGUGGGUUAAGCAAGAAUCCGAGAUCUCCAAAGAAUCUCAGGAAAUGGAUUCUCGUCCCAAGUUAGAUCUGGGCUUCAAGGAAGGACAGACCAUCAAGUUGAGUAUUGGGAACAUUACAACCAAGAAAGGAGGUGCUUCCAAGCCCAAGACUGCAGGGGGUGGGGGCCUAAGUUUACUUCCACCCCCACCAGGAGGCAGAGUCACUAUUCCCCCACCAACUUCCUCAGUUGCCAUUAGCAAUCAUGUCACCCCACCACCCAUUCCAAAAUCUAACCAUGGCGGGAGUAAUGCAGAUAUCCUCUUAGAUUUGGAUUCUCCUGCUCCUGCCACGACACCAGUACCUGCUCCGGUUUCUGCAGCCAGUGACUUGUGGGGGGACUUUAGCACUGCAUCCAGCUCUGUUCCAAAUCAGGCACCACAGCCAUCCAACUGGGUCCAGUUCUGAGUAGCAUCAGUGGGAUGUUAAGGACAGAUCUGAAGAAUGAAAAAUGACCUUGAGGGCACCAAUCUGUGAGGGAAGUUAGGCAUCCCUUCCCUCCCCAGAACCAAAAUUACCGGGCAGUCUUUUUCAUGGCUUCUCCUUUUGUUCAGGCUGGUUUAUGUCACUCCCCUAUGUUGUUACCUGCUGCACAGCCGAGACGAUAAUCUCUCAUCUCCGGUUCACAAGAAGACAGGGGAAUCGGGCAUCUUACCAGACGAGUGGCUGACUGCAGGGUUUAAAAGGCCAGGGACUCUUUGAAGGGGACAUGACCCCCAAGAGCUACAUAAUUUUUCUCCAGUCUUAAAUUCUUCACCUUAUUUCAGUAUCAUCUCAUGACCCUGUGUGCCUCAGUGUGAAGCCCUGCUUAGCCAUUUCAGGGGGAAACAAAAACCUUGAAACUUCCUUUUCCACUAACCCAACACUAAAAAUGGACACACUGACCUCAUUGUUUAAGAAUCCAGAAUGCUGAGAGGGGUAGGGAUGGAGAAAGCUGUCCUGGGCCUCCACUGUGUGUCUGCCUUGAGGCUCAUGCUAUCCAGUGACCAGCCAGUGCUGGUGCAGUGCCGUCGCCCUCUUGUGCGUUAACAUGUCUCUUGCUAUACGAGGGCUGUUUUGGUGGCACCUCCACUGUCCUUUCAUUGGUCAGACAGUUCGACAUCUUUGGUCAGGAGGUGUCUCUUGGAAGAAGGAGGUUCAAGGGGCUGCAUUUUCUAAGUUAUGUUCUAGAGCAGUGUUUACUUACCUGCAGCUCCACUAAUUCCCUUUGAAGCACGGUGUUACUUUGUAAGUUGGCCCAUCAUUUGACCUAAAGCUGAAAGGCUUAGUGUUUUCAACCUGAUCUGGAGAGCAGAGAGGUUGAAAGUACUUAAUUCUUGUUCAUACCCACAUUGCCUUGCCGCCUGGGUAUCUGGCUCUUUUCCACAAUCAUCUACUUAUUUAUUUCUUAGUACAUGGAGUGCUUUGAUAGGAAGCUGCAACUACACGUAUUGCCGUUUAUGAAGGGAGCUGGAGAGUUACAACUUCUGCUGUAUUUGGUUUUGCUCACGUGAAGGCUUUGAUACCCAUCACCUAGGUAAAGCAAAGUUGCUCUCCUAAUACUAACUGUUUGUUCUCUUUGCCCCACCAUUCAUUCCUUCUACAAUGCUGUGAAAAAUUCCCUUUCUUGGAUGAAUGGGUACUAGCUGUUUAGUUUGUUCAUAACAAUUUUGAGGAUGAAAUGGGAGGGCACUGUUUCUUCCCUUUGCACCUCUGCAGUGUGCAUGCUCUGCCUGAAGGGAGGUCUUAAAAUAAUCUUUUUUAAGCAGAGCACUGCUCAGCUCUGGUUUAUGGUGGUACCAAGGAUUGAACCUGGGACCUUGGAGUCUCAGGCAUAAGAGUUUUGUGUAAACUGCCGUGCUAUCUCCUUGGCGCCCCAAAGGGAGUUCUUAUAUUUAGUUUCAAGAUAAAUUCUUUCUCCUGGAUUUCCUUCUUGAUAUUUUUUGUUGUUUUGUUUCGUUUUGUUUUUAAUCAUUGGGUCCAUUUUGUUUUUUCAUUGCCUCCCCUUCCGGGCAGCUCUAUUCUUACAGAGCCAUGGUUGGACAUUUUAAAAUUCCAAUAGAAAACACUAAAAGGAAAGUCUAUAGAAUCACUAGUGACUAACUACUGGGAACCUAUUUUCUCACUCUUCUUCCAUAUCGUGUUCUUUGUAUUCUUGAGAUGAUAAUAUAUUAUGUAUUUGAAUUGCUGAAAAAUUGAAAAUGGAGUUUAAGAUAUGUAUAUAGAGCAUAUGCUGUAUUGGUGCAAUAAUGGUAAUUAAAAAUUAUGGAAAAAGGCAA
Messenger RNA from Erinaceus europaeus (western European hedgehog), 2738 nucleotides. It is a transcript of the gene NECAP1, whose product is annotated as NECAP endocytosis associated 1. The record is from RefSeq and is a predicted model, not a curated record. The transcript has 8 exons. Gene Ontology annotation, biological process: endocytosis. The coding region runs from base 61 to 888 and encodes 275 amino acids. Gene Ontology annotation, cellular component: clathrin vesicle coat; membrane. Lineage: Eukaryota; Metazoa; Chordata; Mammalia; Eulipotyphla; Erinaceidae.